This is a messenger RNA of Scatophagus argus, 6345 nucleotides long. RefSeq names its product zinc finger protein 319b (gene znf319b). NCBI's taxonomy places the organism in Eukaryota, Metazoa, Chordata, Actinopteri, Scatophagidae. The coding region runs from base 526 to 2397 and encodes 623 amino acids. The record is from RefSeq and is a predicted model, not a curated record. The transcript is spliced from 3 exons.
UGAGCAUGCCAAUUAACUCUUGGUAUAUUCAUGUUCCCGUGCGCGGGCAGAGGCUCAGAGGCUAGCCGAAAGCUAGCUAGCAAUUUAUAACAAAAUGCAUAUCUUUUCGCGAGCCGAGCGGGUGCCCUAGGAGCCAGUGAAUGUAUAUGUGAAACGACAGCGUUUAUGGGGUGAUUUGGGAGAUCGCGGGAGUAUUUUUGCCCGUUUUAAUGAACCGCAGAACCCAUAUUUUGGCCCACAACAACAGAGCAUCCGAGCACCGUUUGUGGAUGAGAAGAAGGGACCCAACGUUACUAGGGGAGCAGCUAACAUACUACAGACUGGCAUUUUAUCGGGAGUCCUUGGUGGGCUUGAAUGGACACUCCAGAUACCACUUGAAGACCAAGAAUUUUCACCAGUCUCUCCACACAGGUCUGAUCCCCACACAGCUGUUCUCCUCUGUGCGACACUGCUCCUGUCAUUAAAUCAUCCGUCACAGCCCCUUCACCAAGCACACUUGGCUGUUCUUCAGUGGUAUUUGUUGAAAUGGAUUGGGCCACACCGGCUGCCAAACUGAAUCCCUACACCAGAGCCCGCAUGACAGAGGCCUGGCAGCAGCAUGCAGUCGCUCCACCUCAAGUUGUCCACACCAUCCCUCCAGGAGCUGAGAACGCGCUGGGCUGUGCUGUGUACGGCAUUGUCCUGCAGCCGGAUGCUACAUCUUUACAGCAGCAGCAACAGACCCAGCAUGGACAGCACAGCCAGCAUGGCCAACAACACAGCGGGAGUCAGCAGCAUGGAGGCGGGCAGCAUGGUCAGCAGCAGCACCCCACCCAGGCCCAGCAGACCUCCCUACAGGUAGGGACAGAGGGGGGACACAAGUGUGGGGCCUGUGGACAUGAUAUCUCCCACCUGGCCAACCCACAUGAGCACCAGUGCAUGGUGAACCAGGACAGGUCUUUCCAGUGCACCCAGUGCAUGAAGAUUUUUCACCAGGCGACAGACUUGUUGGAACAUCAGUGUGUUCAGGUGGAGCAGAAACCGUUUGUGUGUGGGGUGUGUAAGAUGGGAUUCUCCCUACUCACAUCUUUAGCCCAGCACCAUACAUCCCAUAACAGCACCAACCCAAUGAAGUGUUCAAUAUGUGAGAAGACCUAUCGUCCUGGUUCUUCUGGAAACGUCACACCAAACUCAAAUAAUCCUCAGCAGUCCAGCAGUGAUGGGGCGUCAGCUAGCAGUAGCUCAUCUAUUCUGCCUUUUCCCUCAGCCCGGGACCGGCCAUACAAAUGCUCUGUUUGCCAGAAGGGAUUCAAACACCUGUCAGAACUCACGCGACAUGAGAGGGUGCACACAGGAGAGAAGCCCUUCAAAUGUGACACGUGUGACAAGGCCUUCAGCCAGUCGUCACACCUACAGCACCACCAGCGCACACACAGCAGUGAACGCCCAUUCAAGUGUGCUGUUUGUGAAAAAAGUUUCAAGCACCGCUCCCACCUCGUGCGCCACAUGUAUGUGCACUCUGGUGAGCACUUGUUCAAAUGCAACUUAUGUGAGUUGCACUUCAAAGAGUCAUCAGAGCUCCUUCACCACCCCUGCCACCCGCAGGGUUCUCGCCCGUUCCGCUGUGCCGCAUGUGGUAAGGGUUUCAAGCGGCCGUCUGACCUUCGUCAGCAUGAGCGCACACACUCAGAGGAGCGUCCCUUCCACUGUGACGAGUGUCAGAUGAGCUUCAAACAGCAAUAUGCACUGGUGCGUCAUAGACGCACGCACAAAGAUCCUACUGAUAGGCCAUUCAAAUGCAAUCUGUGCGACAAGGGCUUCAUGCAGCCCUCUCAUCUUCUUUACCACCAGCAUGUUCACGGCAUGGACAACCUGUUCAAGUGUGCCUCAUGCCAGAAAGAGUUCAGCCAGUCAGGAGAGCUUCUCAGACACAAGUGUGGCGAGACAUCUAAUACCUCGCCCGACAAGCCGUACAAGUGUGACGUCUGUGGCAAGGGCUACAAGAAGAGCUCCACAUUACAACGUCAUCAAAACUCUCACUGCCAAGAGAAGCCCCUCAAAUGCUCGCUCUGUGACCGGCGCUUCCUGUCCUCUUCGGAAUUUGUCCAGCACCGUUGCGACCCGUCACGGGAAAAACCGCUGAAGUGCCCUGACUGUGAGAAACGUUUCAAGUAUUCGUCAGACCUGAACCGACACCGACGUGUGCACACGGGGGAAAAACCAUAUAAAUGCGACCACUGCAACAAGGGCUUCAAACAGCGCGAGCAUCUGGCCAAACACCAGAGCACGCACUCUAGAGAGGGUCAGUUCAAAUGUGUUUGGUGUGGUGAGCGUUUCAGUGACUUGGGCUCUUUGCAGGAUCACACAGUGCAACACACCGCUGAUGGAGGGGGUUACGCUGUGCCCCAGUGCAUAUAAACCCAUGGAGACUUUAUCCCAUCUACAGACACUUCCCUAAACUUCUGUUUUCUUGUUUAUCCUUUGUAGGCUGUUUAUUCAGCCUAACUGUCACCACAUUUGCAGGACAGUCUAGGCUAUUGUAGAUGCAUCAAUUCCCCCAAGUCAUACAUAAGGUUUUUGUUGCUUUACUAAGCUGCCUAAAGACCAUCAGUUCUCUGUUAUUCCUUAAAAUCCAGAGGAGGCCUUUUCUCUCCACACACUUUUCUUUUUGUUCCACCUCUUCUCCUUCGUCAUGCCUAUCCUUCCCCCCUCUUUCUCAGAGGCAGCAGUGAAGAGGGCACAACCACUUUACAGAGAGGCCAUGUAUGAAGUCAGUGUAAGUCUGAAGGGAAAAAAAAGUUAGGGGUGUUAUGGGUUUUAGAGGUCAUGCUACCAGCUGAUGGGAAUCUGAAUUGUGAAGGCAUAGAAUCUUAUUGAAUUUAGGCUUGCUUGCGAUCUAUAGACAGAGUGCAUCAUUGCUCAUGGUCAGGUUGGUUUUGCCACUGGAUGUGCUGUGGAUUUAUGGCCUUUUUCAGACACCUGUCUCUGUCACCCCUGAACUGGAGCUGUUCCAGGGGUGUGUUUAGAACUUGACUAUUGGGCUACAGCCACAAGUUUGUUUGUUUGUUUUUUUUGUCACAGUUCUUAUUUACUGCCAAAAUAUUUAACACAAAUAUGACAUAUGAGCCCAUACAAUCACUGAAACUUUUGUGCUAAAAGAAGCUAUUCGUGCUGCCUCCCUCAGUUGUGGGCAUCUGACAACACAGUGUUGCCAACAUAGUGACUUUUCAGACCCUCUCAGACCCCCCCACCCCGUUCCUCCCUCACUCCAAUGACAUUCCCUUCAUUUCAGUUCCUCCCCCUAUCACUUUUUGCCUCCUCUCUGCUUCCUUUUGUGUCCUCUUGUUGCUCUCUCAGCCAUCACUGUUUGGUAUCAGAAGACUGCAGAGUUUUAUUCACGCAUCCAUUCCAAUAUAUUUGUCUUUGGUUAGUUGAAGGAUAACUUUUUGGUUUUCAUCUCCAGUAAUACACUAUCAACCCUUCUGGUCCUGACAGGUCUCGUAUAGCCAGAGCUAUUUCCACACUUUCUUUUAGCUCUGUGUCAGAGUUGGAGAAAGGUCUGGCUGCACCCAUUGUCACUCUGAUAUAGGGGAAAUAAAAUACUCUGCCUUGCUUGUAUUCCUUUAAACCAAUCAAGAUCAUCUUGGGCAGCACUCAGGUCAGGAUACAACGAUGGUGCUUCUGCAAAAUAGUGUUGGGGGAGGCAAGCCCUGGCGUAACAGCGAAGUAGGCCUGUCUUAUUGCAUCCACAUUUUCUUCAAAACUCGCCAUUUUCAGCAUGUAGGUUUCCCUCUCUGAGCUGGUUGUUGUGUCAAAUGGUGACAGCAGUUUGGAAAUGUAACAGUAAAGGGGAGGAGAAUGAUGACUGAAAUGGUCAGCCAAUGGCAGGAUUAUACCAGCAGUCUACUUGUUAGUCAGACUAGUCCCAAACCAACUCCCUGCAUCCACAUCCUGCUGGGUUUUAAUAUUUUUAUUACAUUUAUUAAUUAUGAAGCAGCCAGUAAGCUCCUCAACAUAUGUGAAGGGAAACUGUGUGGGGAGAGUUUCAGGAUUUGUCCUAUAGUGAAAUAAUUCUGGAAAUAAAAUAUCUGUGGGUGUAUGCCAGGGCCCUGUUUUUCACGGCUGCACCUGUUUGUACCGAAGCACCAUUAUGAAGCAGAACCUGAUCCUUAAAGUGUGUAGACUUACCAACCAGUGGACAAUAACCAAUAAAAGCCCUGAUCAUCGAUACCAGUCUGACCCUUCAGUUCAGACACAUAGAACUAUAUAUUUGAAUAUACUUGUCAUGCUCCUCCAGAGAUCACUGUCCUUAGUGUCCCGAAAACGUCCUUGUUUCAACGUUAUACUUCCUCUCUCAGCCUGUACAUACUGUGGACGUGUGAGUGUGCUACGCCAGGUGAGCUGGAAAUGUCCGAACUCGUCUUUCUUAAAAUCAAUAUGUAAAAACUGUUUUUGUAUUCUUGCUACUUUUUACCAUGUGAACUGUUUUGACAAAUGCUCUUUUGUUGUUCAGUGAUUGUAUCAGUAUGUUGCAGGGGGUCUCAAAGAGAACCCUUAAUGUGUGUGUGUGUGUGUGUGCGCGUGUGUGUUUGAGCGUGUGAAUGUACAAACAGUAUUCUGUCAAACAGGGACAUUCAGACUGUAGAGAAUUGUAUUAGAAAUGUUUCAACAGACCUACGCCUUUUUUUUUAAUGUACUAACCUUACUGGUCUGUCUGAGCUGUUUUUGUGUUUUCCAAGUGUUUUCCAUGUUUCGAAAGGAAAUAUUAAUGCUGUUUUUCAAGAUACAUGUUGCAUUAAGGUUGACGUUGUGUUUGUCAGAAUGGGUUCGUACCACAGUGAAUGACACCCUCCUCUUCUUGGAAUGCUAUGAGAUUCUACUUGAGUUUAGGAAGCCUGGAACACAAGUAGGUUUACACGUCAGCUGUGGUCGCCAUUGUUCCUUUUUCGGAUCAUAAGGGAACCACCCCCCAUCCACCCCUGACCCCCACCCCCCCACCCCCCCCUCCUUUUCACUGUUCAUUCAUGGUUUGAGUACAGUAUUGAAAAGUUUUGAGUACAAAUGGAGGAGGUCAAGUAACAUUUUUCUCUGGCUUGUAAUUUUAGUUUAGCCUUUAAAUGAGGGCACAGUGCCUCUGUGUCUCUUCUUCCUCUUCUGCUGUCUGUUUCUAUCCAUCAUCAUCACCAUGCAAGGUCAGAGCGGUGGUUUCAUCAGCUUUUGUAUUUUUUUAUUUUCUAAAUCUGGCAUUAUAAGACUUUGAGAACUUGGACUUAAAGUAAAGAAGUACUGUAUGUUUUUUCCCACAUUUGUUUCUAUUUUUUAUGAUUACUCUUUAAAUUGAUAUGAAUAUCUAUAUUCCUCAAGGGAUAGAGAGAGAGAGAGACCAGGGCCUUGGGAGCUAGGUCUGGUAUAGAGCUUUGACAAUGUACAGUUGUUUCUAAUGCCAAAUCUACACAAAGAACUCUGUAGGGUGGAGGUGGUGUAAAAGUUGAAUAAGUACAACAAAAACACAUCAGGAAUCUGUGAAGGUUGGAUUAUCUAUGCCAAGAUUCUACAAAAUGCUUGAGGACUUUUGAUUUGUAAAUCGAUGCUGACACAUCGCCAGACUAGUCUAAACUAGUCAUUCCAGUCACUAGUCACUGGAAAACCAGUCACUCUAGGUGCAGGAUAAGGACCUUGCAUAACGUGUAGUGUUAACAUGUGUGAAGAACAAUUCCAGCCCAGCAGCACUGGUUCAGUUGUUAGUAUUCAUGUCUGGUCAUGCAUUUGUCCUGUGUGUUCUGUUCAGCUGUGUCAAACAUUAAUGGACCAAUCUGAGACCACAGUUAAGAAUACUGCAAAGUGAAAUAGAGAACUGUGCUCUUUACCUCUUCAUAGGUUCUGUGUUUAAAAAGCAUAUCCAAUAAGCAGUCAGGGAAAGGAGAGGAAAAUCUCCUGUAUAAGCACAGAUUAAGUAAAUCCACACUUGUGUGUUUUAACUGAUGGUUUUUAUGAAUAAAAAGUCAGUUUAGGCACCAGUUCACCCACCAGUCCACCAUCCCUGCUCUUUUUUCAGUUCCAGUGAAUAAAGCUGUCAGACCCUGGUGUCUCUUGCUCUCUGCAUGCUUGCUGUGUUAGUUCCUGUGUUCUGUCCUUGGGAACUGGUGCCCCCCCCCCUCCUUGUCCUCACAGCCCUGUUCCCUCCUAUAGCUUUUCAAAUUGUACUGUAGUUUAUGUGAAUGAUGUUGAAAAAAAGAAAUGAAACUUGUGGCAACGUACAGUACAUGUAAAUUCAUGCUAAGAUUAACUGUAUGUAUGUAUGUAUGUAGCAUUCAAUUACACACAGCACUAACAAAUUAAACUUUUUUUUUCAUUUAUUAACUUAAA